CAGAAUCUGGAGGGGAAAAACAAGUUUCCGAAAUGCUUCGAAUGUUGACACGGGACGUAAAAACUUCUGGAGUGUGUAAAAUGACGACAGCAACGGAUUGUACUGAACUGCAAAAAUAUAUAUCCCAUUCCGAUGUAUACCCGAUUUAUCCCGAUAAAUCUGAGGUAAAAGUUUAUUGUGAUAUGACUACAGAUGGCGGAGGAUGGACUAUAAUCCAGAGAAGAUUAGAUGGGACUGUUAACUUUCAGAGAAGUUGGAAAGAUUGCGAGAACGGGUUUGGAAAUGUUGAUAGCGAAUACUGGCUAGGAAACAAACACAUCCACAGCCUGACAUCCAGUGGUAAAUAUGAGCUGAGAAUAGACCUGACGGACCUGUCCAAUACGAAGAAGUAUGCUGUGUAUAAAACAUUUAUAAUUGGUGAUGCAGCUUCUAAGUACAAACUAACUGUCGGGGAAUAUAGUGGAAAUGCAGGUGAUCAAAUGACUUAUCACAAUGGAAUGAAGUUUUCAUCAACUGACCAGGGUAAUGAUGAAGCUGGUGGAAGUUGUGUAGACAUUCAUGGACCAUGGUGGCAUAAAAGCUGUUGUUACAGUGCACUCAAUAGAAAAUUGAACAUUAACCUGUAUUGGCGAACUUUUAGCAGCAACGCAGCUAAAACGUCAGUAAUGAUGAUAAGAAAACUGUAGGAGCUGAAUUCAUGAAUAAAACUGCCUAUAAAACUAUUUCCAUUCCUGACUAAAUUGUGAAAUAGUUGAAACACUGGAAUUAUUAGUGGCAUUACGGAAAAUUAAAAAAAAAAAAUGUUUCAUUAGUUAUGACAAAAAUAUUAUUUCAAAAUUAGAUGAUGUCUUUUAGCAGAAUGUUUAUUAAAAAUUUGAAACUCCUUCCUUUUUUGAUUUUGACCAAAAAAGAGGCAUGCGAUACAUGUACAAAAGGGACAUUUAAACUCAUAACUCGAAAAAAACAAAAAUUGACAAAUCCAUAUAUCAAAAAGAACAAAAUACUAAAUGACACACAACAUUACCCAGACCAAUAAAAAUGUAGAAUACCAAAGAUUGAGUAUUGCAAAGUAUGUAUAAAAUGUCAUUUCACGUGCUUCAGAAGGGUUAGCGAAUAUACGAUUAUGU
Molecule: messenger RNA, 1127 nt
Organism: Mytilus trossulus (common blue mussel)
Lineage: Eukaryota; Metazoa; Mollusca; Bivalvia; Mytilida; Mytilidae
Product: fibrinogen-like protein A
Exons: 5
Coding region: 33-686 (217 amino acids)
Source: RefSeq, a predicted model, not a curated record